GCGGCAGCCACGGUGGGGGAGCGCAGCUGUAGCUGGGCAUGCGGGUGCCCUGGCCGCUGGCCUGGGCCGUCCUGCAGCUGGGCUGGUGGCCCGGGUGGCUUCUAGAGUCCCCGGAGAGGCCCUGGAGCCCCCCCACCUUCUCCCCAGCGCAGCUCACGGUGUCCGAGGGGGCCGACGCCACCUUCACCUGCAGCUUCUCCAACUGGUCUGAGAACCUAGUGUUGAACUGGUACCGCUUGGAGCCCAACAACCAGACAAAGAAGCUGGCCGCCUUCCACAAGGGCCAGAGCCAGCCAGGCCCGGACCCCCGCUUCCAGGUGUCGCAGCUGCCCAGCAGGAGCGACUUCCACAUGCGCAUUCUGUCCGCCCAGCGCAAGGACAGCGGCGGCUACCUGUGCGGCGCCAUCUCCCUCACCCCCCGGGUGCACAUUAAGGAGAGCCCAGGCGCAGAGCUCACGGUGACAGAGAGAGUCUUGGAGCCCCCCACGUCACACCCGAGCCCCGCCCCCAGGCCAGGAGGCCAGUUUCAAGGCCUCAUUGUUGGUGUCACAAGUGUCCUGGUGGGUGUCCCAGUGCUGCUGCUGCUUGCCUGGGUCCUGGCUGCUGUCUGCUCCAGGAACAGGCCAGAGGCCAGAAAAGAUGAAAGCAAGGUGCAGCCCCUGAAGGCAGACCCGUCGGCAGUGCCGGUGUUCACCGUGGCCUACGGAGAGCUAGACUUCCAACGGAGAGAGGAGAGCCCAGAGCCCCCCGCCUCCGCCUCCUGUGUGCACACCGAGUAUGCCACGGUGGUCUUCCCUGGUGGGCCAGGCAACUCAGCCCACCACAGAGGCUCUGCAGAGGGCCCUCAGGGUCCUCGGCCCGCACCGCAUGAGGAGGGACGCUGCUCCUGGCCCCUCUGACCAGCUCCUCAGCCAGCAGGGCCUACCCCCUGCCCCCGGGCAACACACAGAGAAGCACGCUUUGCACCAGGGCCCAGCGUCCCUCCAGGUCUGGGGUGCUCUCACAGGGCUCACAGCAAGCUGGGAGCAGCAGGUGUCCUGUGUCUGACACGGAGGGCUGGACACAGCCCCAGGCUUUGUUCCAAGGGGUUGGAGUGGCUGAGCCCAGCCCCCGAGCCUUCACUGUGUACAACCAGGGGCCUGAUCCACUCCUCCGACGUGGGGCAAUGGGGUCGGGCUGGAGCCUGCCUGGGGGCUGACCCCGCGAGGCAUCCUCAGAGCAAGAAGACUUGGGUGCACACAGUGGAUGCCUGUGGUUGCCCUCCAGAGGUGCUCCAAGUGGACGUUCACACCCCAGGCCUGGAGAGAUUUCAGCAAAGGCCAGAGGCUCUCAGCUGCAGGAGAUGGAGGUGUACGGCCAUCCACCAGGCCAGCCCUCCGGGCCCCUCAGUCCUUCAUACCUGCCCCGCAGCACUGCCCUCUGCACAGGGAGCUGAGACAUGAUUGCAGAAUGAGGUAAAUAAGACGCACUCAGCAGCACACGCGGCCGUCACAGCGCUGGAAGGCCAGGGCGGGCCUCGUGAUGACGCGCGGGAGCCAUGGCAAGAAACUGCCAGACAGACUCACAGAGGCCCCCAAAGAGGAACUUAGCGCACAAGGGUGGUGGCACCCUAUUCUACUCUGGGCGUGGGCCCGGCGCCUACAUUUUUUUUUUUUUUUUUUUGACAAGCAGAUAUUUGGCGUCUGUAUUCUGCUUCUGUAUUUUGCUUGGCUUGCAAAGGAGCGUUGGAAAGACUCCGUUUACAGGACACCACUCUGGGGUACAAGAACUCCACCUGUGACUAUUCAGGGCCCUCCUGGGUCCCCAAUGCCUAAGAGCCACCCCAGCCAGUUAUAACUGGCUAUUGGCAA
Dipodomys spectabilis (banner-tailed kangaroo rat) is the source of this 1850-nucleotide messenger RNA. It is a transcript of the gene Pdcd1, whose product is annotated as programmed cell death 1. Lineage: Eukaryota; Metazoa; Chordata; Mammalia; Rodentia; Heteromyidae. Gene Ontology annotation, cellular component: membrane; external side of plasma membrane. Gene Ontology annotation, biological process: positive regulation of T cell apoptotic process; negative regulation of immune response. The coding region runs from base 39 to 899 and encodes 286 amino acids. The record is from RefSeq and is a predicted model, not a curated record. The transcript is spliced from 5 exons.